Camelus dromedarius (Arabian camel) is the source of this 2397-nucleotide messenger RNA. It is a transcript of the gene LRRC4, whose product is annotated as leucine rich repeat containing 4. The transcript has 2 exons. Gene Ontology annotation, molecular function: protein binding. Gene Ontology annotation, cellular component: postsynaptic density membrane; plasma membrane; glutamatergic synapse. The record is from RefSeq and is a predicted model, not a curated record. Gene Ontology annotation, biological process: modulation of chemical synaptic transmission; synaptic membrane adhesion; excitatory synapse assembly. NCBI's taxonomy places the organism in Eukaryota, Metazoa, Chordata, Mammalia, Artiodactyla, Camelidae. Bases 230 to 2188 code for a protein of 652 amino acids.
CCUCCCCACCCCCUCCACUUCCCUCUUUUGUUAAUUAAAACUAAGAAGUGAAAAUGGGAAUGAGGUGGACGGCUCCGGCGGAGAACGCUUAAGGACACCACGCCAAUUCUUCCCUUCCUUCCUUCCGAGAUGGAAAGAGGAGCUCCUAGCUCACUUAAGCCGGGGUAGGGCUGGUUCUCCUUUCCGAGCCAAAAUCCCAGGCGAUGGUGAAUUAUGAACGUGCCACACCAUGAAGCUCUUGUGGCAGGUAACUGUGCACCACACCUGGAAUGCCGUCCUGCUCCCCGUCGUCUACCUCACGGCGCAAGUGUGGAUUCUGUGUGCAGCCAUCGCCGCUGCCGCCUCCGCCGGGCCCCAGAACUGCCCGUCCGUCUGCUCGUGCAGUAACCAGUUCAGCAAGGUGGUGUGCACCCGCCGGGGCCUCUCCGAGGUCCCUCAGGGCAUCCCUUCCAACACCCGGUACCUCAACCUCAUGGAAAACAACAUCCAGAUGAUCCAGGCAGACACCUUCCGCCACCUCCACCACCUGGAGGUCCUGCAGCUGGGCAGGAACUCCAUUCGGCAGAUCGAGGUGGGGGCCUUCAACGGCCUGGCCAGCCUCAACACCCUGGAGCUGUUUGACAACUGGCUGACAGUCAUCCCAAGCGGGGCCUUUGAAUACCUGUCCAAGCUGCGGGAGCUCUGGCUUCGCAACAACCCCAUAGAAAGCAUCCCCUCUUAUGCCUUCAACCGGGUGCCCUCCCUCAUGCGCCUGGACUUGGGGGAGCUCAAGAAGCUGGAGUACAUUUCUGAGGGGGCUUUUGAAGGACUGUUCAACCUCAAGUACCUGAACUUGGGCAUGUGCAACAUUAAAGAUAUGCCCAAUCUCACCCCGCUGGUGGGGCUGGAGGAGCUGGAGAUGUCAGGGAACCACUUCCCUGAGAUCAGACCUGGCUCCUUCCACGGCCUAAGCUCCCUCAAGAAGCUAUGGGUCAUGAACUCACAGGUCAGCUUGAUUGAGCGGAAUGCUUUUGAUGGGCUGGCCUCGCUGGUGGAACUCAACCUGGCCCACAAUAACCUCUCUUCUUUGCCCCAUGACCUCUUCACCCCCCUGAGGUACCUGGUGGAGCUGCACUUACACCACAAUCCUUGGAACUGUGAUUGUGACAUUCUUUGGCUAGCCUGGUGGCUUCGGGAAUACAUACCCACGAAUUCCACCUGCUGCGGCCGAUGUCAUGCUCCCUUGCACAUGCGAGGCCGCUACCUGGUGGAGGUGGACCAGGCCUCCUUCCAGUGCUCUGCCCCUUUCAUCAUGGAUGCACCUCGGGACCUCAAUAUCUCUGAGGGUCGGAUGGCGGAACUUAAGUGUCGGACUCCCCCCAUGUCGUCCGUGAAGUGGUUGCUGCCCAAUGGGACAGUGCUCAGCCACGCCUCCCGCCACCCCAGGAUCUCUGUCCUCAACGACGGCACCUUGAACUUUUCCCACGUGCUGCUCUCAGACACUGGGGUAUACACAUGCAUGGUGACCAAUGUGGCAGGCAACUCCAACGCCUCGGCCUACCUCAACGUGAGCACGGCCGAGCUCAACACCUCUAACUACAGCUUCUUCACCACGGUCACAGUGGAGACCACUGAGAUCUCGCCUGAGGACACAACGCGCAAAUACAAGCCUGUUCCUACUACGUCCACUGGUUACCAGCCGGCAUAUACCACCUCUACCACGGUGCUCAUUCAGACCACCCGUGUGCCCAAGCAGGUGGCAGUAACCGCAACAGACACCAAUGAUAAGAUGCAGACCAGCCUGGAUGAAGUCAUGAAGACCACCAAGAUCAUCAUUGGCUGCUUUGUGGCAGUGACUCUGCUAGCUGCCGCCAUGUUGAUUGUCUUCUAUAAACUUCGCAAGCGGCACCAGCAGAGGAGUACGGUCACGGCUGCCCGGACAGUUGAGAUCAUCCAGGUGGAUGAAGACAUCCCGGCGGCGGCAUCUGCAGCAGCAGCAGCAGCUCCAUCCGGUGUAUCAGGUGAGGGGGCAGUAGUGCUGCCCACAAUUCAUGACCACAUUAACUACAACACCUACAAACCAGCACAUGGGGCCCACUGGACAGAAAACAGCCUGGGGAACUCUCUGCACCCCACAGUCACCACUAUCUCUGAACCUUAUAUAAUUCAGACCCACACCAAGGACAAGGUACAGGAAACUCAAAUAUGACUCCCCCUCCCCCCAAAAACCUUAUAAAAUGCAAUAGAAUGCACACAGAAAAAAAGACAGCAACUUUUGUACAGAGUGGGGAGAGACUUUUUCUUGUAUAUGCUUAUAUAUUAAAUCUAUGGGCUGGUAAAAGAAACAGAUUAUAUUAAAAUUUAAAAAGAAAAAUCAAAACAAAACUAUUUUCUAACUUGUAAGUUCUAUUUAAAGAG